AUGGAAAAAUCCAACUCCCCUCGUGUUCUCUCCGGCUCCGAUUCCCGUGUGUCCUCCGUCGUGUUCUCUCCGGCGAAUCCUUCCUCCUUCCUUCUUCCUCCUUCCUCUUUCCUCUUUCCUCUGAGAAUAUCAAGUUUAGGAGGAGGGCUUGGGUUGAUGAUGGGUUUGUUCUUGGGAGCAUUAGAUUAUCCUAUAAUGCAUGAUACCAUGACUGGUAAGCAGCAGUUUAUUUUCACUGCUAAACAAAUGGGGCAAAGGAGUUGGAGUUCUUGCAAAACUUUUGCUGUUAUGGGUUUGGUUUUCUACGCUGCUGAAUGCAUUAUCGAGAAGGCAAGGGCGAAGCAUGACACAACCAACACCGCUUUUGCUAGAUGUGUGACCAGUGGCUCGAUGUCUGCCAGAGGCGGGCCAAAAGCUGCGUGUAUAGGUUGUGCGGGCUUUGCAACUUUCUCUGUACUGAUAGAGAAGUUCUUCGACAGGCAUACGUAA
This is a messenger RNA of Eruca vesicaria subsp. sativa (arugula), 489 nucleotides long. Lineage: Eukaryota; Viridiplantae; Streptophyta; Magnoliopsida; Brassicales; Brassicaceae. The record is from the annotation of a GenBank genome assembly.